UAAGAUUAAAAUGUUGCAAACGCUUCAAAUAUUUCUUCAAAUAAAUUUAAUCUUCUAUUUAAUAUUGCGAUCUGUUAAUGGAAGCAGUAUCAAACUUUGGUAUAAUCCAUCGAUGUAUGUCGCAACUGAUAAAUUGCAAAGAGAAAAGGCUUUGGCUUUUAUUAACGAAUUUAGCGAAAAUUUAAAAAAUAUAUCUGGUAAAUGCAUGGAUGUAGGUUGUGGUCCUGGAGAUAUAACAAAAGACAUUUUUUUGCCAGCGCUUAAUCCAAAUGCGGUGGUAAUCGGUACAGAUAUUUCGGAAAGUAUGAUUGAAUAUGCAAAUAAAAUGUCUAGUGUGAAGAAUCGACUCAAAUAUGAAAUAUUAGACAUACAAACUAAACAAUUACCCAAUCAGUACAUUUCAGAAUUUGAUCACAUAUUUUCAGUGCACACUUUGCAUUGGUGCAACGAUAUUCGACAAGCGUUUAAGAAUAUUUACCGUAUGCUCCGAUCUAAUGGAACAAUGCUUGUACUUUUUGUGUCAUCACAUGACAUUUUUAAAAUUCUUGACAUUAUGAUACAAGAUAAAGAUUACGCAUCAUAUAUAUCGGAUAUAAAAAGAUAUACCUGGCCAUUUCAAAACUCAGUCAAUCCUCGUAGUGAAUUAAAAGAAUUACUCGAAGAAAUCGGAUUUACAAUUAUUCAUUGCAGUCUUCGAGAGGCAUACUUUGUCGACAAUUCGGAUCAAUUUUUAUGUAAAUAUUUUUAAAUAUAGUAUAUUGAAUAUAUU
Pogonomyrmex barbatus (red harvester ant) is the source of this 769-nucleotide messenger RNA. RefSeq names its product juvenile hormone acid O-methyltransferase-like. Lineage: Eukaryota; Metazoa; Arthropoda; Insecta; Hymenoptera; Formicidae. Gene Ontology annotation, molecular function: S-adenosylmethionine-dependent methyltransferase activity. The record is from RefSeq and is a predicted model, not a curated record.